This is a messenger RNA of Triticum aestivum (bread wheat), 1185 nucleotides long. Its product is annotated as protein TsetseEP. The transcript has a single exon. Lineage: Eukaryota; Viridiplantae; Streptophyta; Magnoliopsida; Poales; Poaceae. The record is from RefSeq and is a predicted model, not a curated record. The coding region runs from base 39 to 899 and encodes 286 amino acids.
GCACGCACUUGCAAGUUCGUACCAACACAAGCUUAGCCAUGACGAUGAGGAAGCGCCCAUCCGCGUCUUCUCUUCUCGUAGCACCGUUGCUGCUUAUGCUUCUUCCAGUGUUUGCUCUUGCUGCCGGGAGGCACAACCUGAUCACUAGAGACCCUCAGUACGGCCCACGGGCGAACCCAAAUCCAGAACCACUACCAGGAAAACAGCCAGAUCCAAACCCUCAACCAUUGCCGGGACCACAACCAGACCCAAAGCCGCAACCGCUACCCGAGCCUAAACCUCAUACAAACCCACAACCACUGCUAGAUCCACAACCUGAUCCAAACGCUCAACCAUUACCAGGACCACACCCUGACCCAAAUCCACAACUAUUGCCAGGACAAAACCUGCAACAGUUGAUGAACCCACAGCCAAACACAAAGCCGCGGCCACUACCAGACCCACGAGCAAAACCAAACCCUCAACCAUUACCAAGACCGCAGCCUGAUCGAAAUCCACAACCAUUACCAGACCCAAACCCAAAACCAUUGCCGGACCCACAACCAAACCCAAACCCUCAGCCAUUACCAGGACCACAGCCUGAUCCAAACCCAGAACCAUUACCAGACCCAAACCCGAUACCAUUGCCGAACCCACAGCCAAACCCAAACCCUCAGCCAUUACCAGGACCACAACCUCAUCCAAACCCGCAACCAUUACCAGACCCAAACCCGAAGCCAUUGCCGGACCCACAGCCAAACCCAAACCCUCAGCCAUUACCAGGACCGCAACCUGAUCCAAACCCACAACCAUUACCAGACCCGAAUCCACAACCACUGCCUGACCCGAAUGCACAACCAAAACCACCACUUGGGACUCAAGCAGAAAAAGGAAAUGGUGAAGCAAACGUCCAAGAGUAAUUGUUGGCAUGAGAUGUUCGGGUACAUCAACCAUGCCAGACAUAGUAUCGUCAUUACUUAUAUUGCCGGUUGGAUUAAAUAAGUGGUGUGUUGUAACCCACCACCAUUAAGUCAUCCCAUGCUAUAUAAUGUCAAGAUCAAUCAAGAUUAGGGCAUGAUGCCCAUGUAAAUCUUGUGAUUGUUCUUAUUUACUUUUCUGGCUUGUACGGAGGAUGAUGGCUUGUGUGUGCUGGUUGUACUAUGAUUGUGUGAUGAUAUAUACUAAAAAAAUUACUUUGUACCUUUA